This is a messenger RNA of Hansenula anomala, 1824 nucleotides long. It is a transcript of the gene YAT2, whose product is annotated as carnitine O-acetyltransferase YAT2. Gene Ontology annotation, cellular component: cytosol. The transcript has a single exon. The record is from RefSeq and is a predicted model, not a curated record. Gene Ontology annotation, molecular function: carnitine O-acetyltransferase activity. Gene Ontology annotation, biological process: carnitine metabolic process. The annotation marks the transcript as partial. NCBI's taxonomy places the organism in Eukaryota, Fungi, Ascomycota, Saccharomycetes, Phaffomycetales, Wickerhamomycetaceae.
ACUUUCCAGAAAGAAGCUCAAUUGCCAAAUUUACCGGUGCCUUCUUUAAAUGAUACACUCAAGUUAUUAGAAAUAUCAUUGGCUCCUUUGUUAAAUGAUGAUGAAUUUUAUCAAUUACAAAGAAAGAUUCAAGAUUUCAAAACUAAUGAAAUUUCAUCAAUUUUACAAAAUCAUUUAUUAAAAUUCCAUCAAAAUGAAGAUUGUUAUUUAGAUCAUUUGAAUCUUGAUCAUAUAUUGAUUGAUCAUAAGGCACUUCCAAGAAACCCUUUCUUAAUAUUGGAAAAUGAUCCAUUGAAAAAAAUUAAAAUGAAUCAAACACAAGGUGAACGUGCUGCUGUAUUGACAAAUUCAGCUUUAAAAUUCAUUAGUUCCUUAAGAUUAGGUUAUUUAAAUCAAGAUGAAACUUUUGGCGGGAAACCUUUAACAAUGAAGCCUUAUUUGAAUUUAUUUGGUACUACAAGACUUUCAGAAUUUGGAAGUAUAAGAUCUAAAACAAAUUUGACAUCAGAUUAUAUAUUAAUCUUGUCAAAAUCUCAGUUUUAUACUUUAAAAGUAUUGAAUGAAGACCAAAAAUUAUUGUUUUCGAUUGAUGAACUAUCUAAAUUAUUGGAUGAGCUUGUUGAAGAAGUUAAUCAAGUGGAAAAUCCAAAUAGUACAGCAAUUGGUUCAAUCACUUCAGAUACUUUUAAAAAUUGGAGUUCUUCAAGAAGUUAUUUACAACGUGAAUUUAAAGAAAAUUUGGAUAAAAUUGAUGCUGCACUAUUUGUUUUAGUUUUAGAUCAUUCAGAACCUGAUAAUACCAGUGGUGAAGAGUUGGCCAAGGUUUUAUCUGUUGGUUCUUUAAAGAUUGAUGAUCAUGGUGUUCAAACAGGAUCUUGUACUUCAAGAUGGUAUGAUAAGUUACAAUUGGUUGUUACUGCCAAUUCAGUUGCUGGUAUAAUUUGGGAUUCUUUCACUGCAGAUGGUACAAGUGUAUUAAGAUUCACUUCAGAUAUGUUUACAGAUUCAGUAUUAAGAUUAGGUGAUGGUAAUUAUUCCUUAUUUCCAAAAGUUAAAUUGACAAAAUCUGAAGAUUAUCCAAGACCAAAACCUGAAAAAUUACAUUGGGAUUUUGCUGCAGAUGCUCAAACUUCUUUACAUUUAGCUGAAACAAGAUUAACUGAUUUGAUUUGUACUCAUUUGACAAAUACAAAGACUUUGAAUUUUGGAAGAAAUUUUGCUAAAAAAAUUGGUGUUAAAGCUGAUAGUUUAAUUCAAAUAUCUUUACAAAUUGCUCAUUAUGCAUUAUAUGGAAGACCAAUUUCCACGGUGGAGCCAGUUUCAACAAGAAUUUUCAAAAAUUCAAGAUCAGAAUUAUAUCCAGUUCAAAAUGAUUUUAUAACAAAGACUUGCCAAAUAUUUGUUAGUGAUUCAACACCAAGUAUUAGAUGGCAAUCAUUUAUUGAUUGUUGUAAAUUUCAUUCAAAUAAUUUACGUAAAUGUGCCAAAGGUGAAGGUUUUGAAAAACAUUUAAAAGCUUUACAAAAUGUUUAUUUACAAAGACAAAUUUUCAAUCAAGUUAAUCCAGAAUUUAAAAUUCCUGAUGAUGAAAUUCCACCUUUAUUAUUUGAUGAUGUGAUUUUCCCAUUAUUUGUACCAGAUUUAGUUGCUUCAAAUUGUGGUAAUCCUGCAAUGAGAUUAUUUGGAUUAACACCUGCAGUUUCCAAUGGAUUUGGUAUUGGUUAUAUUAUUAAAGAUGAUACUACAGAAUUUUGUUUAAUUAGUCAAUUUAGACAAAAUGAAAGAUUUUUAUCAACAUUAGAUUGGGUUUUCCAUCAAUUACAA